Zophobas morio is the source of this 630-nucleotide messenger RNA. RefSeq names its product NAD(P)H-hydrate epimerase-like. Gene Ontology annotation, cellular component: mitochondrion. NCBI's taxonomy places the organism in Eukaryota, Metazoa, Arthropoda, Insecta, Coleoptera, Tenebrionidae. Bases 1 to 630 code for a protein of 209 amino acids. The record is from RefSeq and is a predicted model, not a curated record. Gene Ontology annotation, molecular function: NAD(P)HX epimerase activity. The transcript has 8 exons.
AUGCAGGAACUUUUUGGCGGGGAAAUAAAGAUUAUAAAUAUAAUAAUAAUAAUAAAAGUUCCUUUGUUGGGAAAUAAUGAAAAUAAUGUAAACAAAUUAAAAGGAAAUAAUGGAGGAGACGGAUUGGUUUGUGCUAGACAUUUGAAGUUAUUUGGCUACAACGUUACUAUUUGCUACCCAAAAAGAACAGAUAAAGAAAUUUAUAAAAGAUUAUUAAAUCAGUGCGUUGAAAUGGAUAUUGAGGUUAUAAAAAAUUAUGAAGGAAUUAGUGCUGAAGACAUACGGAAAAACUAUGCUCUUGUGGUCGAUGCUUUAUUUGGAUUUGGCUUUCGUGGACCGCUGCGAGCUCCGUUUGAUAGUAUUAUAAAGGAACUUACCGACUCCAAAGUUAAACUUUGCAGCAUCGACGUUCCUUCCGGCUGGAAUAUCGACUCUGAAGAGGGCAGCGUCGGAAAUGAGUCAUUGAUUCAACCAACCAUGUUAAUUUCUUUAACCGCUCCUAAACUUUGUAGCAAGAACUUUAAAAAUUGUCACUAUUUAGCUGGAAGAUUUCUCCCUCCAAAAUUGGAAAAAGAUUUCAAUCUAAAUCUUCCCUGUACUCCACCUGGAAAACUUUUUAUGAAAAUUUAA